ACGUUUGUGACCUUUGCCAGCAUUUAUAAAAAUUUUCUGCGGUUGUAGAUGCUGCAAAGAAAAUAAGAGACAAAUACACUUCACAGCUGCUACAAAUGGAUGGAGACAGAGCUAUAAAGUGUGGUUUCUGUCAUCUGGGGACUGAAGUUGAAUCUAUCUGCGGGAAGUUACAUUAUGACAACAAAAAUACUGCAGCUCAUCACAAAUGUAUGCAAUAUUCAGCUGAUCUUGUGCAGUACAAAUUUGCAAGUUUUGGAGGAUUUAAAAUUGACAAAGUUGAAAAGGAAAUCCAAAGAGGAAAGAGAUUGAAAUGCACCAUAUGCAAAUCUGACAAAAGCAGGUAUGGGAAAAUGCAAGGCGCCACUGCUGGAUGUGCUAUAUCCAAGUGUUCCAAAACAUUUCACUUCUACUGUGCCAAGCUGGAUGAUGUGGCUGUCACGAAGCGCAUGGAGGUCAGAUAUUUGAAGGAAAACGAUAAACUUGUGAUGUACAGAGUAUUUUGCGGACCAGCACAUUAUGACCAGUUCAAAAAAGACAAAGGUGCCUUGAAAAAACAACAUAGACAAAUAAACAAGGACUGUUCUGAUGAGGAGCCACAAAGUGGAGAUGAAGACGAGCAAAGUUAUGAAGCUCCACUCGACUCCCUUAACACACAGUUGGAUGAGGACAUUUUGAUGAUUAGCCAGUUGUCUGAUAAUGAUGCAAAUGAAGACAACAAUCAGAAUUUGAAUGAAUCAAGUGACUCAGAUCUGGAGGAUCCAUUGAACAGCACAACAGGAAAUCGAAGAACUAAGACAGUUGACAAGAAAGGAGACAAUCAUACACUAGAUGAUUCUAGAAAUUGUCAAAGUGAUAAUGACAGUGAUGGAUCUGAUUUUGUAGAAGAUGAGAAUGUUAAGGUAGCAAAAUGUGGUAAUAAAUCAUCUAAAGUGACAGUAGAAAGAAACUCUGCAGUUAGGGAAAACAGUGCUAAGAAAGGAAAGCUAGAGACUCCCAAAGUACAAAAGACUCCAAACACAAAGAACAGUCUCACAAAAAGCAAAGCAGCUGAAAAACCAGAAUCAUUAACUCCAAAGAUUAAUAUCGGAGGAAGUACAAAAAAAAUGGGUCAACAGCAGGUCAGUGUGAAAGACACUCGAGCCACACAAAACACGGGGAAUGAGAAAGGGAAACAGAACAAGAAUAGCAGUCCUGUGAGAGGUAAAAAUGGUAUCACAGAACGGAGGACGGAGGAGGGGGAGAGAGAUGACAGUUCUGAUGAAAACAUUAAAGAAGAUGAUGGACAGAAUUUGAUUGAAUCUAGUGACUCAGAGCUAGAGGAUCCAUUUAAUAAUAAAGUAUCAAAUACUGAGCAAAAGUCAUUGAAAAGGAAUGUAAAGAACAAUUCACUAAAUAAUUCAAAAGUGUGGAAGGAUAAUGACAGUGAAGAAUCAGAUAUAUCAGGAGAUGAAAAUGAGGUUGUGGAAAAAGACUUAAAGAAAACUACAGGGAAGAGUAAGAUGACAGUUGUGAAAAAGAGUGCAGACGGUGAGAGCAGUGUAAAGAAAGGGAGAUUUGAUACCACCAAAUCCAACAAGACUCCAGUCACGAAGAACAGCUCCAAAGUAAGUAAAACAACUGAACCAUCCGCAUCCUCCACACCAAAGAAAAAUGUACGAGAACCUUCCAAAAAAUUGCCCAUACAACAGAAGAUUAUUACACAAGCAGAGCUUCAUGUCACAACUUCACCUUCAUCAGGGGAUGAGAACACAGAUGAUGAGGCUACUAGUAAUGGCGUAUACCACAGUUCUGAUGAUGAACCAAUACCCAGCCCAACAGUUUUGGAAAAGGUCAGUUCAUCUCCACAGAAAGCUAGGAAUGAUCCAGGAAAGUCCAAUCCAAAUGAAGAAUUCAGCUCUGAAUCUGAAUGGGAGGAAAAUGCAACAUUUCCAGAUUGUGCCCUAGCAAUAAGCAGCACAAAGAAAGUCUGGCCCUUAAAGAGAGAUAUGAUACCCCAGAAAGCCAGGGAGUUAUUUGAUGUGCAAUAUGCGAAAUCCUGGUCUCAGUCUGCAAGCUUUUCUAAUCAGCUGAGCGAUGAUCAUCUUCCUUACAUCAUGAAAAUCAUUGCAGACAUGGUCAGGGACAAAAUGUUCAAAAAACUCUGUCAAUUGUUGACCGACUGCAGCUAUCAGCUAAGCCAGAUGGAAUCCAUCAAUCACUUGUUAAGUCUUGAUGAUGACUUAAUAAAUAAUGUCAGAGAAUCUCUGCUUGCUAAAGUUGAGAAACAGGAAGUCAACGGCGAAGUUGUGCUCAUAAUGGACUCCAAAUUAAACACGCUUUUUCUAAAAUUGAAUGACACUGUGGAUAGAGUUUGUAAAAUUAGGAGUCAACUAUUUCCAAAUGCAAAGGAAUUGUCCAGCUGUCUAUAUGAAUGGAAAGAAAAUACUGUGUCAGCCAUUCCUCCAAACCAUUCAGACAUAGACUUUGAGUGGAAGGGAAUCAGUGUUUGGCUGAAGAAGGAAGGCUGGGAUAGGUGUGAACAGUGCAUUUAUCCUUCGCAAGACAUAUUUCUGGCAUCUGUGGAAAAUAAGAGCAUAGAAAAGUUGAUUGAAUGUCACCAUUCAAAGGAUGUAAUGAACAAUCGAAAGAAACUGAUCUUUGUGAGAGCCAUGGAUGAUAUGGUUAACUUAGACAUGUUCAUUCAAAGACUGAUCAGUUCUUGUGCUAAGCACAGGAAUGUCCUCAUCAUAAGUCAUGCAAAGCCACCCAUUACCAUCAAAUCUCUUUUGCCAUCAAAUAUGAGAAAAGGAAUAGAAGUGAAAGUAAUGAGUGCCUUCAAACCUUCUAAUAAACGAGGUAUAUCUGUGGUUGUGAUCAGUGUUAGCAAUCCGAAUUGGCAGCAGCAACAGAGAUGUUCAGAUUCAGUUCCUGCCAGAACAAGUGAAGAUGAAAUAAUAGCUUGUCCAGAAGAUGAUGUAGCCAGGGACAGAAAACGCAGAAGUCUUCCUGUUAGAACCAGUGAUCCUCAGUCAAAACGUAAACGAAAAUUUUAACCAUUCUGGACAAACAGUCUUUCUAACAGUGUUUGUUUGGUUAAACUUUAUACUACAUACAGGGUGCAGCUUUUUGCUAUGUUCAGUAGUGUCAAAAGGGCAAAUUUUCACUGCCAGUUCCUAUUAGGUAUUUCACUGUAACAAAAAAGAAGCAUCUCAUGUCAUAUUCAUUUUUAUCAUGUUUAAUCCCUUAUCAUGCUUAUACAGUAGAUUUUGGUCAUAAAAUAAUGUUUUCAUAUCAACAAUUGUGACAUCACAAUAAUCUAUACAUGAAAAUGAUGAAGUCAAAUAAGGGGGAUCCCUAUGUAAAACAUGCAAUAAUUAUGUGAAAUGUGAUAAAAAGAAUCACCAAUGGUUUGUGGUUAUAAUUUUUAUCUGCCAUGUGUGUGUUCUAUCCCCUUGCUAAGGCUCAGGGAUAGAAAACAAACCAAUGCAUGGUUGGAUAAAAAUCAUAUCCAACCAUAAACCAAGGUAGAUUCUAUAUUACUCAGUAUUUACAUGUAUAUGAUGAAUUUGUAUGGAUCUUUCGAAAUUUGUACAGUAAAGCACGCUUAUAACGAAGUGCCAGGGACGGACGAUUUUGCUUCAUUAUAAACGUAAUUCGUUAUAUCCAUUAAGUUCAUAACAUAUUUUAAAGCCAUGGGGAAUGAAAAUCACUUUGCUGUAAGUGUCAAUUCAUUAUAAGCGUGUUCGCUAUAAGAGUGUUUUACUGCACUUUAAUAUAUGAAGUAUUUUUGUGGGAAAAAAAUGAAAAAAAUUAUAAUGAACAUCCUGUAUUACUCAGUAGAUACAUGUAUAUGAUAAAUAUGUGUGGGUCUCCUGAAAUUUGUACUUUAAUUUAUGAAGUAUUUUUUAAGGGGAAAAAAAAAAUUUAAAAUGAACAUAAAUAUAAACUUGCUGCAGAUCUGUAGCAAACUGGUCUUACAAGUUUGGAUAGACAAACAAAAAAGCUAUCGGUCCAUUCUUUUCAAAUAAAAUACAGUGUAUAUAUAGUCAAACCUCAUUAUCUCAAACUCGGGGAGGGAACCAAGGAAAUAUUUUAAUAUAUCCAAAGGUUCAAGAUAAUUAGGGUUAAAAAGGUGGAGACAGGGGGUUGGGACUUCUAAUUGACUGAGAGAUAUCCAUGGUAUUUGAAAUAUUGGUGUUCAAUUUACUCAGGUGAGCAUUCUUGCCCAAGGGUCUCUUGUUAUUCAUAUGUCUGAUUCAACAUAAACAUAUUGCAUUAAAUGGCAUGUUUUGCUCAAAUUUCCUGUGGUAAUGGUUAAAAUAAGAAACAGAUAAUGAAAGUCAUUAUACUUAAUUGAACCUUUUAUCAGAAAUAAAAACCAACAAUCUUUUUAAGGUAGGCAUAAGUUCUUUUAAACCCACACUAUUAAGAAACUCUUUCACACUGAGCUGACAUUUGUUAGCUAUCAUGCCAUGCAAAGAUAACUUUUUCUUCUGAGAUAACUCUUGCAGGUUGGUUGAAGAAUAAAAAAAAUACACCCUCCCUUCCCCCCACAAAAUAAAUCUACAUUCCUCCCCUCCCAGAAAAUUUUUACUGGAAUUGCUCCAAAGAAUUUAUCUUUUACCCGAUUCAUAUUAAAAUUUUUAAAAAAAAUUCAUGGUGCAUAUUAGUUGAAAUUUAUAAAUGAAAGCAAGGAAUUAUAUUUUCUCGUUUUACUUCAAUUGAAAAUUAUAAUUAAAUGUUUCAAUUUUUGGAAAAGAAACUUUAAAGUCAUUCUUAUUUCCAUUCAGUGAACAAUUGGGAUAAAAUUAUCACAACAAUAUAAACAGGCAGAUUUUUCCAUGAUCUCAGGCUUAGGGAGCUAUAAACAAUGGGUAUGAGGAAUCUUUUGUUGUAGAAGAAGUAAAAUGAUAUAUAUAAAGAACACUGUAACAAUUUGAGAUGGCUUAGCUCAUGAGUUAUGCUUACUUUUUUUUUUUACCCCGGUAUGUAAAAUAAAUAGACACUUUUUUGAAUGAAUAAAACUGAAGCUCUCUGUCUAUCCCAUUUUUCUUCCAGACCAGUGAGCUACAGAUCUGCACCUUGUGAUAUAUGCAGAGAGAAACAAGUUGAAAUUUGUGAUUUUAAUGAAUAUGGUGUGUUUAUAAAGUAAGCCUUUUUGACAAUUUGUAUACAACUGCAUGUAUUAAUGAGAUUGAUAAUGGCAAAGCAAAUUGUGUUUCUUUCUGGAAGAUAUGAGGUAUAUUAAUAUGUAACGAGUUUGUAAAACAGGUGUAUUUUUAAGCUCACCUAAGCUAUAAACUCAAGUGAGCUUUUCUGAUCAGAGGAGUGUCUUUCUUUCCAUCCAUCCAUAUGUGAACAUCACACAUUUUUUACUACUUCAUAAUAACUACCGGGCCAAUUUCAACUUAACUUAGCAAAUGGUAUAUUUUUAUUGUAUAUAUUAAAUCUGAAGACAACUCAUAAAUAGCCAUACUCCAUAUUAAUUUUUCUAUCUUCAAUAUCAGCACUGGGAUUUUGCAUAAUUGUUUACAGUAAAAAAAAAGAGUAAAUGGGACUUCCAAAUCACUUCGACAUAUCCAUGGUAUUCGAGAUAUCAGUAUUCGAGAUACGGAAGUUCAACUGUAUAUUGGUACCCAAAGGAAGGUCUUGUCACAAGGAAUACACGUGAAAUAUGAAAACCAUAGCUCCAACCAAUCAGAAGUCAGAGCAGUGUUAAAGUUUUUGCAGACAGAUAGACAGGGCAAAAACUGUAUACUCCCGAAUCUUUGAUUUAGGGGGGUAUAAAAAUGUUUUUCAAAACAGCAGUACUAUGUUGAUUACAUUGAUAUUAAAUCAAAACAAUGUUGUGUUAAUUUAAUUUCAAAUAGAGCCUAAUGUCUAGAUUUUGGUCCACAUCAUAAAGUCAAAAUAUGAGAAUAAAGAGGGACUUUAGAAAAAAAAAUCUGAUUGGCCAAAGUGACUCAGGUGAGCAUUGUGGCUCAUGAGCCUCUUUUUUAACCUUUAAUAUGAAUUGUAUAUCAUACAAGUAUACUUGUAUAUAUUUCACAGCAUAUUUCACAUAUAAAAAUAUCAAGUCAGUAUUCACAUUUAAUAUCAUUCUGUGGUAAGGUCAAUAUAUUUUAGUUUGAAUUGCUGGUUUCCUUUUUCAUCUAUUAUAACUUCAUAAUGAAAUUUUGUACUUUUGCACAUCACUAAAAAUUGAUCUGGAAAUAAUUACAUUUGGUAUAGCUUUGAAG
Saccostrea echinata is the source of this 6218-nucleotide messenger RNA. RefSeq lists its product as uncharacterized. The coding region runs from base 96 to 3032 and encodes 978 amino acids. Lineage: Eukaryota; Metazoa; Mollusca; Bivalvia; Ostreida; Ostreidae. The transcript has 9 exons. Gene Ontology annotation, cellular component: nucleus. The record is from RefSeq and is a predicted model, not a curated record.